Molecule: messenger RNA, 1167 nt
Organism: Zerene cesonia (dogface butterfly)
Lineage: Eukaryota; Metazoa; Arthropoda; Insecta; Lepidoptera; Pieridae
Product: gustatory receptor for sugar taste 64a-like
Exons: 8
Coding region: 7-1167 (386 amino acids)
Biological process (GO): sensory perception of sweet taste; detection of chemical stimulus involved in sensory perception of taste
Cellular component (GO): membrane
Molecular function (GO): sweet taste receptor activity
Source: RefSeq, a predicted model, not a curated record
CAAUUUAUGGGAACUAUUUUUCGAGGUGCCCGUUGGUUCGGUGUCGCCGGAAGCGAUAGCAUACUGUGGCAACUGUGGGGUGUCUGUGUGUUAAUUUUGUUGAUAGCAAUACAGUGCGGCGCUAUUGUGAAAGUUAUUCGAGCCUUGGCCGGCUGGGCAAGGGACACAAGCAAUCAAAGAAGCGUAACAGCUCGUUUAGCGGGUGCAAUGUUCUACGCCGCUUCUCUGCUGUCUCAGAUAUUGUGUUGGAGAUUGUCCUAUCAAUGGAGAAGCUUGGUCAAGUUUUGGGCGUCGAUAGAAUGGGUGCUCAGUAUCAAAUAUGUACCACAGGAUAGGAAUUUACGAGGGCGUUUGAUUGCAGUCUCGGUUUUUCUAAGUGGUUUUGCAAUGGUGGAACACCUUUUGAGUAUUUUAUCAACAACGGGUCUUGAUUGUCCUUUUUCGGACAUUUUAAAGAUGUAUAUAUUAAAAUCACAUGGAUUUUUACUCAUGGAACAGGAUUAUGACAACGCGAUAGCUGUACCAGUGUUCUUUAUAAGCAACGUUGCGACCGUACUAUGGAACUUUCAGGAUCUCCUGAUUGUGCUUAUUAGUAUAGGCUUGGCGUCUAGGUACCAUAGACUUAAUAUGUGCGUGGCGACUGUGUGCACGAAACUCAAGGAAGAGAAGUGGUCUAAGGACGCAGAAGUUUUGCAAGUGUACAUGUGGCGGAAGAUUCGAGAAGCCUACGUGAAGCAGGGGAUACUCGUGAGGAAGGUGAACGACGCCCUGGGCUCAUUGAUACUCUUCUCUAAUUUCUUCAACUUUUAUUUCAUCUGCUUGCAAUUGUUCUUGGGUAUUACGCAAGGAAUGUCAGGAGACGGUUUCCAGCAAAUCUACUACCUAGUAUCGUUGCUCUGGGUUUGUUUACGGUCGGGUUGCGUGGUUCUCGCAGCCGCUGACGUCUACGAACAUUCCAGAAGGGCGCUGCCAUGUUUAUAUUCGUGUAAUGCACGAUGCUUCAAUAUUGAGAUUGAAAGGCUUCAGGAUCAGCUAAGCAAAGACAACGUCGCCCUUAGCGGUUUAGGGUUCUUCUAUUUAACAAGAACAGUGUUAUUGCAAGUUGCAAGCUCCGUGGUAACCUACGUGCUUGUAUUAAUUCAAUACGACAAUUCAGAUAAAAGCUAA